UGGAAGGCCCACUUCAGAGACACUUAACUUCUACAGAGAGAUCUCAGUGAGUGACCAGCCAUCAUGAGACUGCCGUGGAAGUACCUGGACAAGAUGAGGUGUUUCAGGAAACGCUCCACCUUCCCCUUGCUGGGCAUACUGAUCACCUGUCUCAUCUUUGUCAACUUGUACAUGGAAGAUGGAUACGUGCUGGAAGAGGACAAGAGGCAGCUGAGAGAGACAUCAAUGCAUCAGUUGAACUCUGAGCGAUAUCUUCAUACCUUCAAAUAUCUGACUAAUUUUUCUGGAACUAUAAAUGUUACAUACCGCUACCUGGCAGGAUCGCCUGUGUCACGCAAGAAGUAUUUAACCAUUGGACUGUCAUCUGUCAAGAGAAAAAGAGGGAAUUACCUAAUGGAAACAAUCAAGUCCAUAUUUGAUCAAUCUAGUUAUGAGGAGCUCAAAGAGAUUGUGGUUGUAGUUCAUCUAGCUGACUUUGACUUAGCAUGGUGUGAAAGCCUGGUGCAAGACAUCUCCAGGAAGUUUGCCCACCACAUCAUUGCAGGGAGGCUUCUAGUAAUCCAUGCUCCUGAGGAGUAUUACCCAUCCCUGGAUGGAUUGAAGAGGAACUACAAUGAUCCAGAAGAUCGGGUCAGGUUCAGAUCCAAACAGAAUGUUGACUACGCCUUUCUCCUCAACUUCUGUACUAACCUGUCUGACUUCUACAUGAUGCUGGAGGAUGAUGUCCGUUGCUCUAAGAACUUCCUGACAGCUAUGAAGAAAGUCAUCACCUCAAAAGAGGGCUCUUACUGGGUGAUGCUCGAGUUCUCAAAACUAGGAUACAUUGGGAAACUCUACCAUUCCAAGGACCUGCCUCGUCUGGCCCACUUCCUUCUCAUGUUCUAUCAGGAGAUGCCCUGUGAUUGGCUGCUGAUACAUUUCAGAGGCCUGCUUGCCCAGAAGGAUGUGAUUAGGUUCAAACCCUCUCUGUUCCAGCACAUGGGAUACUACUCCUCAUACAAAGGCGUAGAAAACAAACUAAAGGAUGAUGACUUUGAGGAGGACUCCUUCGACAUUCCAGAUAACCCACCUGCCAUUCUACAUACAAACAUUAAUGUGUUUGAGAGCUAUGAUGCCAGCAAAGCCUACAGUAGUGUAGACGAGUACUUCUGGGGCAAAGCCCCCUCAACUGGUGAUUUCUUUGUCAUUGUUUUUUACAAAUCUACUAGAAUCAGCAAAAUUAAGAUUGUCACUGGGACUGACGACCGACAAAAUGACAUUUUGCAUCAUGGAGCCCUUGAAGUCGGAGAGAAACUGAUUGGGAGCAAAAAAGGCAAGCAGUGUUCAUCAUACAUCACUUUAGGUGAAUUUAAAAAUGGGAACAUUGAGGUUCACAAUGUGGAUCACAAAAUUUCAUUUGAAAUUGAAUGUGUGCGGAUAGUGGUCACAGCUAGCCAAAAAGAGUGGUUGAUUAUCAAAAGCAUCAGCCUUUGGACUGCUCCAUCAUCAAGUCAGUGA
Molecule: messenger RNA, 1497 nt
Organism: Scleropages formosus (Asian bonytongue)
Lineage: Eukaryota; Metazoa; Chordata; Actinopteri; Osteoglossiformes; Osteoglossidae
Product: alpha-1,3-mannosyl-glycoprotein 4-beta-N-acetylglucosaminyltransferase C-like
Exons: 4
Coding region: 64-1497 (477 amino acids)
Biological process (GO): protein N-linked glycosylation
Molecular function (GO): acetylglucosaminyltransferase activity
Source: RefSeq, a predicted model, not a curated record